AUGUGGGAAUACCUAUGCUCCCUGUGCCGCCCCCCGGGGUCUGAGCCCCGGACCCAGAAGGCUCAAGGAGCUGGAGGUGACCCUGAGGCAGCAAGACCCCAGAGGAAAGGCGCAAGCCCUGCAGACGACUGCGCGCCACCCCGGGCUGGGCUCCUGUUAGGAGGGGGUGCUUAUGCGCAGGCAGCGGCUCAGAGGCAGCUGCUCCAUGCAGAACUGAAGCUGGUCCUGCAGCAGAAGGGAGAGAGGAAACCGGAGGAGCCGGGGGGCCAGGGGACUCCCAGUAGCGCCAUGGAGGCCAGAAGCCGGAGUGCCGAGGAGCUGAGGCGGGCGGAGUUGGUGGAGAUCAUCGUGGAGACAGAGGCGCAGACCGGGGUCAGCGGCAUCAACGUAGCGGGAGGCGGCAAGGAGGGAAUCUUCGUCCGCGAGCUGCGUGAGGACUCGCCGGCGGCCAGGAGCCUCAGCCUACAGGAAGGGGACCAGCUGCUGAGCGCCAGAGUGUUCUUCGAGAACUUCAAGUACGAGGACGCGCUCCGCCUGCUGCAAUGCGCCGAGCCUUACAAGGUCUCCUUCUGCCUGAAGCGCACUGUACCCACCGGGGACCUGGCGCUACGGCCCGGGACCGUGGCCGGCUACGAGAUCAAGGGCCCGCGGGCCAAGGUGGCCAAGCUGAACAUCCAGAGUCUGUCCCCUGUGAAGAAGAAGAAGAUGGUGAUGCCUGGGGCCCUGGGGGCCCCCGCAGACCUGGCCCCUGUUGACGUCGAAUUCUCCUUUCCCAAGUUCUCCCGUCUGCGUCGAGGCCUCAAAGCCGAGGCUGUCGAGGGUCCUGUCCCAGCUGCCCCCACCCGCCGGCGCCUCCAGCUGCCUCGGCUGCGGGUCCGAGAAGUGGCCGAAGAGGCCCAGGUAGCCAGGCUGGCGGCCGCCGCUCCUCCCCCACGGAAGGCCAAAGCAGAGGCUGAGGUGGCAGCAGGACCCCGUUUCACGGCUCCCCAGGUGGAGUUGGUUGGGCCCCGGCUGCCAGGUGCCGAGGUGGGUGUCCCCCAGGUCCCAGCCCCCAAGGGGGAGGCGGCCCCUGCAGCAGAGGCCGUCAGCGGCUUUGCCCUCCACCUGCCAACCCUUGGGCUGGGAGCCCCAGCUGUCCCUGCCGUGGAGCCUGCGGCUGUAGGGAUCCAGGUGCCCCAAGUGGAGCUGCCCUCCUUGCCCUCACUACCUGCUCUGCCCACACUUCCCUGCCUGGAGACCCGGGAAGGGGCUGUGGCAGUGACGGUACCCACCCUGGAAGUAGCAGCACCUACAGUGGGGGUGGACCUGGCCUUGCCUGGUGCAGAGGUGGAACCCCGAGGCGAGGUGCCCGAGGUGGCCCUGAAGAUGCCCCGCCUCAGUUUCCCCCGCUUUGGGGCCCGAGCAAAGGAAGCUGUUGAGGCCAAGGUGAAGGGGCCUAAACUUCGAAUGCCCACCUUCGGGCUCUCUCUUCUGGAGCCCCGGCCUGCUGCCCCCGAAGCUCCUGAGAGCAAGCUGAAGCUGCCCACCAUCAAGAUGCCCUCCUUUGGCAUCGGGGUCUCGCCGCUGGAGGUCAAGGUGCCCAAGGGGCCUGAGGUGAAGCCCCCCAAGGUCCCAGAGGUCAAGCUCCCCAAAAUGCCUGAGCCGGUCCUUCCAGAGGUGCGACUCCCAGAGGUGGAGCUCCCGAAGGUGUCAGAGAUGAAGCUUCCGAAGGUGCCAGAGAUGGCCAUCCCCGAGGUGAGACUUCCAGAGGUGCAGCUGCCAAAAGUCCCAGAGAUGAAGUUGCCGAAGGUGCCCGAGAUGAAAUGCCCGGAAAUGAAACUCCCGAAGGUGCCAGAGAUGGCCGUGCCCGAAGUGCGUCUCCCAGAAGUGCAGCUGCCGAAAGUCCCCGAGAUGAAACUCCCCGAGGUGAAACUCCCCGAGGUGAAGCUCCCAAAGGUGCCAGAGAUGGCCGUGCCGGAAGUGCGUCUCCCAGAAGUGCAGCUGCCGAAAGUUCCAGAGAUGAAGCUGCCGAAGGUGCCCGAGAUGAAAUGCCCGGAAAUGAAACUCCCGAAGGUGCCGGAGAUGGCUGUGCCGGAAGUGCGACUCCCAGAGGUGCAGCUGCCGAAAGUCCCCGAGGUGAAACUCCCCGAGGUGAAGCUCCCAAAGGUGCCGGAGAUGGCCGUGCCAGAAGUGCAUCUCCCAGAGGUGCAGCUGCCGAAAGUCUCGGAGAUGAAAGUCCCUGAUGUCAAGCUCCCCGAGGUGAAGCUCCCGGAGAUAAAACUCCCCAGGGUGCCGGAAGUGGUCGUGCCGGACGUCCACCUCCCACAAGUGCAUCUGCCAAAGGUGUCGGAGAUGCGGCUGCCAGAAGUCCAGGCGCCCAAGGUCCCGGAGGUGCAUCUGCCGAAGGCACCAGAAGUGAAGCUGCCCAAGGCUCCAGAGGUGCAGCUAAAAGCUGCCAAGUUAGAGGAGGCAGAGGGCAUGGACUUCGGCUUCAAGAUGCCCAAGAUGACCUUGCCCAAGCUAGGGAGGGCGGAGUCCCCAUCUCAGGGCAAGCCUGGUGAGGCAGGCGCUGAGGUCUCGGGGAAGCUGGUGACACUUCCAUGUCUGCAGCCAGAGGUGGGCAGCGAGGCUCGUGUGGGUGUCCCCUCUCUCACACUGCCCUCGGUGGAGCUAGACCUGCCGGGGGCCCUGGGCCUGGAAGGGCAGGCCGCGGCCGCCGAAGUGGGCAAAGGGGAGCAGGCAGAAGCAGCUGGGGUCGGGGAAGCUGCCUUCCGGUUGCCUUCCGUGGAGAUCGUCACCCCACAGCUGCCCACGCUGGAGGAAGGGCAGGCAGAGGUGACAGAGGCGAAAGUCAAGCCCUCCUCCAAGUUCUCCCUGCCCAAGUUUGGACUCUCGGGGCCAAAGGUGACCAAAGCAGAGGCUGAGGGGGCCGGACGAGCUGCCAAGCUGAAAGUGUCCAAGUUCGCCAUCUCACUCCCCAGGGCUCGGGUGGGGACCGAGGUGGAGGCCAAGGGCACAGAGGAGGCAGGUCUGCUGCCCGCCCUCGACCUGUCCAUCCCGCAGCUAAGCCUGGAUUCCCAUCUGCCCACAGGCAAGGCAGAGGUGGCCGGGGCCGAUAUCAAGCUCAAGGGGCCCAAGUUCGGCCUGCCCAAGUUUGGGGUCAGGGGCCGGGACACUGAGGUGGGAGAACUAGUGUCAGGGGCGGCUGAGCUGGAGGGCAAGAGCAGGGGUUGGGAUGGGAAGGUGAAGAUGCCCAAGCUGAAGAUGCCCUCCUUUGGGCUGGCUCGAGGGAAGGAAGCAGACAUCUCGGGUGGGCGAGUCAGCCCCAGGGAAAAGCCAGAGUCCACAGCUGUGCAACUUAAGAUCCCUGAGGUGGAACUGGUUGCUCUGGGGGCCCAGGAGGAGGGGCGGGUAGAGGAGGAGACAGCCGGCAGCCGAGGACGGCUCGCAGGCCUGCAAGUGUCCCCAGCCAAGCAGGUGGGCACUGAGGCCCAGGACGGGGGACUGAGGAUGCCGCUGGGCAUCUCCCUGCCCCAGGUGGAGCUCACCGGCUUUAGGGAGGCCACCCCGGGCCAGCAGGCUGAGAGUUCUGCCCCUCCAGCAGAGGGCACAGCGGGCUACAAGGUCCACGUGCCUCAAGUGACCUUGGCUCUACCUGGAGCCCAGGCGGCGGGUGGCGAGCUGUUGGUGGGCGAGGGUGUCUUCAAGAUGCCCGCUGUGACAGUGCCCCAGCUUGAGCUGGACGUGGGGCUGAGCCGAGAGGUGCAGGGUGGGGAGGCCACCACCAGUGAGGGUGGGCUGAAGCUGAAGGUGCCUACGCUGGGGGCUAGAGCUGGGGCCGGGGCUGAGGGGCUGGGCGACCAGUCCGCAGAGGCAGAGCGCAUCUUCCACCUCUCCCUGCCCGACGUGGAGCUCUCCCCACCUGCUGUGGGCACCCACGCUGAGUACCAGGUGGCAGAGGGUGAGGGAGAUGCCGGACACAAACUCAAGGUGCGGCUGCCCCGGUUUGGCCUGGCACGGGCCAAGGAGGGGGCUGAGGAAGGUGAGAAGGCCAAGAGCCCAAAACUCAAGCUGCCCCGCGUGGGCUUCAGCCAGAGCGAGGCGGUCAGUGGGGAAGGCUCCCCCAGCCCCGAGGAGGAAGACGCGGAGGGCGGCGGGGAAGGGGCCUCCGGGCGCCGAGGUCGCGUCCGAGUCCGCUUGCCCCGUGUAGGCCUGGCUGCCCCUUCCAAGGCCUCCCGGGGGCAGGAGGGCGAGGCGGCACCCAAGUCUCCCAGCGGGGAGAAGUCACCCAAGUUCCGAUUCCCCCGGGUGUCCCUAAGCCCCAAGACCCGGGGCGGGAGUGGGGACCAGGACGAGGGUGGAUUCCGGGUGCGGCUGCCCAGCGUGGGGUUUUCCGAGAUGGGCCCUCCAGGCCCCGCGAGGAUGGAGGGGGCUCAGGCUGCCGUCAUCUGAAACCCCUGAGCAGAGGGAGACCGCCGCCCCCGCCCCCGUCUCAUCUUUCCCAUCCCCCACCCCUUGUUCUGUGUGUGAGAUAACUAGCACUAACCCUCAGAAGGCUGGGAGGUGGGCAACUGACCAGGGCAGGUCCGGGGUGGCCGUGCCUGGCUCUUUGGCAGGAGUGCCUAUGUCUUGCCAAGUCAUGUGAAUAAAAU
This is a messenger RNA of Budorcas taxicolor (takin), 4631 nucleotides long. It is a transcript of the gene PRX, whose product is annotated as periaxin. Gene Ontology annotation, cellular component: nucleus; cytoplasm. Gene Ontology annotation, biological process: peripheral nervous system myelin maintenance; regulation of RNA splicing. The transcript has 7 exons. Gene Ontology annotation, molecular function: protein binding. NCBI's taxonomy places the organism in Eukaryota, Metazoa, Chordata, Mammalia, Artiodactyla, Bovidae. The record is from RefSeq and is a predicted model, not a curated record. Bases 1 to 4431 code for a protein of 1476 amino acids.